CAAGACUUAACAGAGCAUAUAAGUACUUGAAUUUUGUAGUUUCAAGGGAGAAUCUUACAGCGGUGGAGGGAACAUCACAUUCAGAGGAACCCUUGAUGACAAUACUCCUUUGAAAACAAAAUUAUUUGAGGCAAAGCUUCUUUUUGGAGAGUCACCACUAAACAUCACAUAUUCAGUAAAAUCCAGCGGAGGGUCUCUAUUAGGACUUACCCUUCUCUUCUCUAACGACUCCAAGAAGAAAAAGUCCAUAUUAUUGGCACCGGGGUCCAGCCCCUCAUUGCUUACCCACAACCAUUUAGCAGCACAUUUUGACACCAUCAUUAUGCCACAUCGCGUUGAAAAGACAGGACGUGAACUGGGAUGGGAUGUUCUAGAAAGUUCCAUAGCAAUGGAUGGAUACACACUAACUGAAAUCGGCGCCAUAUGCUAUAAGCUAGAGAAAGCAAGUUCUGGGUCAUCAGAAUACAAUGCAGUUCUUGGUCAUAUUUCAAUUAGAACUCUAGAAACAACCUCUUCUUCAAGAUCCCCACCAAAAGCAAAUUCAUGGGUCAUUGAGAGUAGAUAUAUCAAAUGGUCAUCUGGUUCACAAGGAACCAGGAAACUUAACAUGAUGCUUGCAUGGAAGCUGCUGGAACACACAAGUGUUACUGAUCUGUGUUUGGAGUAUAAAGUAUAUGUCAAGAAAAUGACCAAAUCAUCGGACGAGGAAGAAGAACAAGUCUACCUUGGGGCUGCAAUGGUCGAGGCAUUUUAUGUUUCUGAUCUGCAAGUUCCAGAUGGAGUGUCUGCUCUUGAAUUCAUCGUCCAAGUCAGCAUGGACGGAAUCUCUCAGAAGCUUGAAGAUUCUCCGUCCUUUAGGAUGGACGUUCCAGAUUCUUACUAGUUCCCCAACACCCAAAAAAAAAUUAAUGGAAUUAUUACAGUAAAAUACAAUGAAAUGGUUGAAUGUACUGACUAUUUUAACUCAUGUUAAAAUGUGGCCUGUGCGAUUAUGUAGUUUGUAUAAUACAGUAACACUUUUGGA
This is a messenger RNA of Cuscuta campestris, 1024 nucleotides long. Lineage: Eukaryota; Viridiplantae; Streptophyta; Magnoliopsida; Solanales; Convolvulaceae. The record is from the annotation of a GenBank genome assembly.